AUGACUUUGAAGAAUGUACUCGUACCAAUCGCUGAUGGCUCAGAGGAAAUAGAGACAUCUAUCAUCAUUGACGUUCUACGCCGUGCAGGUGCCAAUGUUGUUGUGGCCAGUGUCUCUGAUAACUUGGAAAUAGUGGCAUCUAGGAAGAUGAAGAUUGUGGCUGAUGCACUAUUGAAGGAUGUUCACAACAAGCAUCAAUGGGACCUAAUCACACUGCCAGGUGGAAUGCCCGGCGCUGAUAAUCUAUCAAAGUGUAGCACAUUGAUCACUUUGCUCAACAAUCAGAAGGAAUCAAACAGAUUGUAUGGUGCGAUAUGCGCUUCACCAGCUGUUGUACUGGCUCAACACAACCUGUUGAAUGAGAAGGCCACUUCAUACCCUUCACACAUGGAGAAGCUUGGCAACAAAGCCGUUGCAUCAAAGGAUCAACGAGUUGUUGUCGAUGGCAACUGUGUCACCAGUCAAGGACCUGGCACAUCAUUUGACUUUGUCCUUACCCUUGUCCAACUACUCUAUGGAGAGGAGAAAGCAACAACAAUUGAGAAAGGAUCUCAUUGUUUGAUUGAAGGAUCAUUCAAUCAUAGUUGUUGGCGGAUGCCUGGCAACACUCACCACUGUACAUUAAAGCAUCAUCAUCAUCACAUUGAU
Messenger RNA from Acytostelium subglobosum LB1, 648 nucleotides. RefSeq lists its product as hypothetical. Gene Ontology annotation, cellular component: nucleus; cytosol. The record is from RefSeq and is a predicted model, not a curated record. The transcript has 3 exons. Gene Ontology annotation, biological process: guanine deglycation, glyoxal removal; protein deglycation, glyoxal removal. The annotation marks the transcript as partial. Gene Ontology annotation, molecular function: protein deglycase activity. Lineage: Eukaryota; Evosea; Eumycetozoa; Acytosteliales; Acytosteliaceae.